GGAGGGGGCGGGUCUAUAAAACCCGGAAACACAGCACAACAACCUGCCGGAGUGAGAGCAGUGGUGCAGGAUGUAGAGAGAGGGGGAUUUAAGGGGUUUUCAGGCGGAGGACGGAUUUUUACUCCCUGUGUAGCUGCAGGAUGCUCUCCUCCACUCACGCAUGGCUGUCUGUCCUGCUUUUACACUUUAUGGAAACGGGAAUAUUAGCCAAAGGGAAGUUCAAUGUGCUCUACCUCAUAGCUGAUGAUCUGAGGCCAGCCUUGGGCUGCUACUCUGAUCCAGUGGUAAAGUCUCCAAAUAUUGACCAGCUUGCCUCUAAAAGCACAGUGUUCUUCAAUGCUUGGGCACAGCAAGCAGUAUGUGGACCCAGUAGGACCUCUUUUCUAACAAGCCGAAGACCAGACACCACCAAACUGUAUGACUUCAAGUCCUACUGGAGAGUCAGUGCUGGAAACUACACCACACUCCCACAGUAUUUCAAAACAAACGGGUACACCACCUUGUCUGUGGGGAAGGUUUUUCAUCCAGGCAUCGCCUCCAAUCACACGGAUGAUUACCCAUACAGCUGGUCUGUACCGCCGUAUCAUCCACCCUCUUUCAGCUAUGAAAAGAGGAAGGUCUGUAAAGAUAAAGAUGGAACACUCCACAGUAACCUGCUAUGCCCAGUGAAUGUGUCUGAGAUGCCGCUGGGAACGCUGCCUGACCUGGAGAACACAGCAGAGGCAAUAAAGCUGCUCAAGUCUAUGAGGGAUACUGAAACUCCAUUCUUUCUAGCAGUGGGCUUCUACAAACCUCACAUUCCCUUCAGAAUUCCACAGGAAUACCUCAAGCUUUACCCUAUUGAGAACAUGACACUGGCUCCAGACCCAGAAGUUCCUAAGAAGCUUCCAGAUGUGGCCUACAACCCGUGGAUGGACAUCCGGAAGAGAGAGGACGUCCAGGCUCUCAAUAUAAGCUUCCCGUAUGGACCAAUCCCUAAAGACUUCCAGCUCCGCAUCAGACAACACUAUUUUGCCUCUGUGUCGUAUGUGGAUGCACAGGUUGGAAAGAUCCUUCAGGCUCUGGAUGAUCUGGGCUUGUCUGAGAACACCAUUGUGGUAUUCACGUCUGAUCAUGGAUGGUCCCUCGGUGAGCACGGGGAAUGGGCCAAGUACAGCAACUUUGAUGUGGCCACCCGUGUGCCAUUAAUAGUGUACGGGCCAGGUGUGACCUCCCCUCUACCUCGGCCCGGGGAGAAGACUUUCUCCUUCGUGGACGUGUUUGAAAGCACACAGGAGCAGUUUGGCAAAGGCUACGAGAUGCGCAGCAUGGUGGAACUGGUUGAUGUCUUCCCUACUCUGGCCGCCCUGGCUGGUUUACCUCUGCCUCGACGCUGCCCCUCUCCCUCCUUCAAGGUCCAGCUCUGCACGGAGGGCUAUAACCUGGUCCGAAUGCUGGGCCGACGUGAGUGGGUGACCAACCACCAAGCCUUUGCCUUCAGCCAGUAUCCAAGGCCUUCUGACACCAUCCAGGAAAACUCAGACCUCCCCGACCUGGCCGACAUCCGGGUCAUGGGCUACUCUGUGCGCUCCGACAUCUACCGCUACACUGUGUGGGUGGGCUUUGACCCCGUCCAUUUCCAGGCCAAUCUGACGGACAUUCACGCGGGCGAGCUCUACGUCCUCACCGACGAUCCCGGCCAAGACCACAACAUUUUUGACGAGUUUACUCACGGCCGUGUGCUGCUGAAGCUCGGCAUUCAGCCCGGGUGGACCGAGAGCCUAAAGCAGCACUUGAUAUAUUUUAGAGAAGAAUUUAAAUCAAAAUGGACUCUUUGAUCUUUUUUUUUUCUUCUUUCAUUGAAUUGUAGCAAAAAAAAGACUGUAGCACAAUGAAAAAGGGAAAAUUCAAGUACAUGACUUUUGUUAUUCCGCCUUGGUUGCAGUGAUCUGAAGCAGCAGCAGUUCCAGUGCCACAUUUUGCAUCACCCUUGCAAUUACCUUGUGUGCAUUAUGCCUCAGUAGAUUUUUUUUUUCUUUCAGCUUUCUUUUUAAAAAUGACCCACAGCACUUUUGUUAAUGCUUGUUACAAUGAGUUCUUGGCUAGUUACAGUUUAGAAAAAGGGACUUUUGUACUUUUUUUAAAGGGAAGGAUACCUCACAAUUAGGUCUGCACGAUAUAUCGUUUCAGUAUCGCAAUCACAUGUGGACACACGCAGUAGGCACCUCACAGGACAUGCAUUAUAAUAUAUAAGGCAAAUUGUAUUAAAUGUUACAGAUUUUUUUGCUUCUUGAUGCAAAAUGCAUCUGCACUGUUAAAUGAUUAGAUCUCUUUUGCGGUAUGCAAAUCUGACACCACAAUUGUAUCUGCAUGGGUUACUAUGGUAUCGAGGGAAGGAUUGGCAUCAUUAUCUAACCUUUGGUGGUGUUCUUUGACCCCCCUACUUCUUUCUUGUUGUUCGUCACGUUCUGGAAAAUGCUAAAGACCUGAUUUGAAAAUCCGAUUUGAUCAGCCAGAGUGUUCAGACCUGAGAUGCAUUGAUUAUAAUCAGAUUUCAAACAACAUCCAAAUGUGUUUUCGAUCUAAAUUGGCAAAUAACUGAUUUCAAAUGGUUUCUGGUUGCCCAGAGUAGGGCUGUAAGAUCCAUCAUAUUUUUAUCAUCAUCAAUAACAGCAAACUUAUAUGGAAUUACCUGCAUUUAGGGUGUUCUCUGCAGGCCGUGAUCAUGUGACAUAUCUAGGCUGGAUGUAGAGUGAGGUUAAGGUCCACAGUAACCACUACACCAAACUACUUUUUAGACAGAGAAAAAGUAGUGCAGCCAAGCGCAGUGCUAAAAAUUUUUAAAUUCAUUUAGGAAACAAUUUGAAUUUUAUUGCAUUUUGCAUCAAUAUCACAAUAUCACACAGCAUUAUUGCACAUUCCAAGCAUAAAGCUUUAGUUUGGACUAUCACAAACGAAUCUAAGUACAGUCUAGAAAUGCAUAAAAUCCGAUUUAAUGUGGCCUCUGGCUGUCCAGACUAGGGAUACCAAUAAUCGUAUUUGUAUGGUCAUUGGGACAUGAGUUUUCACAAUAAACACCUCAGAAAUUAUUUUCACAUAUAAUUUUAGAAUUCCCAACAGCAUUAUUGCACAUCACAUUUUUGUACAUAUUUUUGACCCUUAGUACAAACUAUGGAUACAAUUUAGAUAUGCCAAAAAUCAUACUGUAACACAGUCUAAUAGAGGAAGUAAUGAGAAUGGGACAUCCAUUUAGCUCGCCUCCCUGUCCAUUUCGUAAUGUGUUGUUGAACACGGAGUGGAAUAAUGUUAAGCAGAAGAAAGGGGAGAAAAAAAAGCCAAAAUAAGUUUCGUUUAGGGAUGGAAAGCUGUGCUCAGACAACGCUGUGAUUUGGCAAUUUAUCAGGUCACUAAGUCGUAAUUGUAUUUUCUCUCGGAAGCCAGUGGAGAUUUUUGCAGUGUUAGACUCUUGUUUUCUGAGGCACUGUGAUGAAAAUCAACUUAAAUAUAGAAUUCCGAGCGCCGCUCUCCCGCGGCGGAGUUGCCAAGGCAAUUAGAUGUUUAAAAGUGAAAACUUGCAAAUUACGUUGCUCGGAUACACCUCAGAGAAUAGUUUAACAAUGAUGAAUGUUUUGGCCAAUAUCAGGAAUAGAAGGGGAAUGAUUAUUCAGGUGUGACUGUAGCAUCCUACUGUUAAAUUAGCCUCGCUCGUCGCUUCACACUCGCUCACCCUGGGCCCCCUUGCUCCCUGGGCUCUUCUCUGGCUUUUUAAAGACCUUCCUUGCCUUCCGUCCUCUUUUCAGGUUUUGUUUUUUCCCUACUUCCCUCCUUUUCACACUAUCGUUUUGGAUGCCACACUGUUUACUCCCACAAAGUAUAAAUUAUUUUUGAGGGAAGCUAUUCAAUAUUUAUGUGGAAGCAAAUAAAAAUAUAUUUAUAUCUAUAAUUUUUUUUUUCUUUUCUCCUAUCUGAAGCACAGAGGCUGUCUGCGUGUGUCUGCCUCCCACCUUUCCUCCCAAAUAUAUUCUUAUAAAUGUGCAGCACGAGCGUUCUACUGGGGGUGAUCCUCAGGGAGCGCCAAUGCAUUCGGCUCCAGCAGACAGGCUUCAUUGCCAGCUGGUCCGGAAAAUUCCACUGCUGUCUCUCUGGCUCUAUCGCUCUCUUUUCCUUUUUUUCUCCACCCCUUUCUUGUCAUCUAAAAGCAAGGUUAGGGCAGCCUGAGAUGGAUCCAGUGUGGAAGCUGAUUGAAGAUGAUUUUUUUAACCACACGCACUAAAUUAGCUUUGCACAUGCUUCCUGAAAAACUACUGAUACACUGCUUUAGCGUUUUAUAUAUAAAAAAUAAAUAAAAACAAAAUGAUAUUUAAGGAUUUAAGGGAAUUUAUCAAGUCUUACCAACUAAAUCAACCUCACUUUUGCACAAUUUUGUUCCAGUUUGUAAAUAUUGUUGAAGAAAUCAAUAAAAUAAAACCAAAUUCUCUUGUA
This is a messenger RNA of Astyanax mexicanus (Mexican tetra), 4461 nucleotides long. RefSeq names its product iduronate 2-sulfatase (gene ids). Gene Ontology annotation, molecular function: iduronate-2-sulfatase activity. The transcript is spliced from 9 exons. Lineage: Eukaryota; Metazoa; Chordata; Actinopteri; Characiformes; Acestrorhamphidae. The coding region runs from base 141 to 1817 and encodes 558 amino acids. The record is from RefSeq and is a predicted model, not a curated record.